Molecule: messenger RNA, 2250 nt
Organism: Thalassophryne amazonica
Lineage: Eukaryota; Metazoa; Chordata; Actinopteri; Batrachoidiformes; Batrachoididae
Gene: fstl3
Product: follistatin-like 3 (secreted glycoprotein)
Exons: 5
Coding region: 359-1111 (250 amino acids)
Biological process (GO): multicellular organism development; cell differentiation; negative regulation of activin receptor signaling pathway
Molecular function (GO): activin binding; protein binding
Source: RefSeq, a predicted model, not a curated record
ACAACUCACUGUAAUUACUUUAUUACCUAUAAUUAAUGUAAUAAUGUGUGAAAAUGUUGUGUGAGGUCAGUGGCAGGAGGGCAUGGAUCAUUUCCCGGCUGUGGAAAUUGAGUCAGAGUGGGACUUUGUCCUGCCCUGGUUUAUGACUGGCUAAGAGGAUCGCCCAUCCCAGCAGCAUAAUUCCAUCUGGGUUAAAUAUUUAUACAGAGAGGGAAUGACAUCACUUACCCACAACACAUUCAUUCAGAUGAGAGAGAGAGAGCUACUCUCAGAGAAGUCACACUGAGCCACUCUGCUGCCAGAAGAACAUAAUUUUCUAAUAUUUGUCUUGAAAUAGUAACAUUUGAACAAAUCCGCAAUGAAAUUUUUGCUUUUUGUUUUUGGUGUGAUUCUUACUUUGUGUCAGAUUGGAAGGAAUCCUGCCAGUGCUGGCAUGUGCUGGCUGCAGAAGAGUCAAGACCAAAGGUGUGACAUGGUGCUGAUGAGAGGGGUGACUAGAGAGGAGUGCUGUGCUGGGGGCCGCCUGGAUACCGCGUGGUCCAACACCAGUCUGCCCAUGAAUGAGGUCAGCCUGCUGGGUUUCCUGGGAAUCGUCUCCUGUAAACCCUGCAAAGACACAUGUGAAGGAGUCACAUGCGGCCCAGGGAAGGUUUGCAAGAUGAAGACGGGAAGGCCCCAGUGUGUGUGCUCUCCAGACUGCUCUCACAUUUCCCGGAAGCAUGCUGUGUGUGGCAGCGACGGGAAGUCAUACAGGGAUGAGUGUGCCCUACUGAUGGCCCGCUGCAUGGGAUACCCAGACCUCGAGGUCAUGUACCAGGGAGAGUGCAAAAAGUCCUGCUCCAAAGUGGUGUGUCCUGGAACUCACACCUGUGUAACUGACCAGACCAAUAGUGCUCACUGCGUGAUGUGCCGCACUGUGCCUUGCCCAAUACCCAUGCCAUCCGAGCAGCCCAUCUGUGGCAAUGACAACAUCACUUACCCCAGUGCCUGCCAUCUCCGCCGAGCCACCUGCUUUCUUGGCCACUCCAUAGGAGUCCGUCACUAUGGCCACUGCAACAGUCCCCCAAGGAGAUCUUACAGUUUUGAUGGCAGUGAAGAAAAUGCAGUUUAGAUUCUGGACUUGAUCCUUUUGCAAGGCUGGAGCUGGUCGACAAACUUUUCUGAGUAUGAUACUUAACUUUCCAUGUUGUCCUUUUGACAAUCACUCCCCCUCCUCAUUGUACAUAGAAAAUGAUUAAGAAGACCACUGUUGGAAUUGAUAGGGCUUCUCUCUUGUCAAAAUCAUGUUGACACGAACAUGUUUGUGUUCAUCUACUAAUCUGGAGAAGUGAGGGUAGUCAAGAUACGAGUUUUUGCAGCAAAAUAUACCAUGAGCAUUUCAUGAGAGGUGCCCAUAUUGUAAAUAGAAUACCACUACUAUUUAUUGGAGAACAUAUCAAACAUUAUUUAUGUUUCUAUCCUGUAUACUUAUCCAGUUAUUUUUGGGAAAGCUGAUGCAGAAAAAAAAGAAAAAAGAAAAUGUAUUUAUUGUAGUUUGUUUAUUGAGUACUUAGAAUAGUGGUGGCUGGCAUUGGCAUUUUACACGUUUUUGCAGGUUUUUCAGUCUCCAGUUCCCACAAACAGUUUUCCCUCAUUAGCAGAUGGAAAGUAGCCCAUAUUAGUUCAGAAACGUGAUACAAUUUAACUUGCCAAUGUGGCCGCAAUCCACCACAAGAAAGAAGAGAACUAGAGUUUUAGAGCAUUGUGUACGAAUUUUAGAUUGGGACAGAAGAAGGAAUCUAUACUCGACCUUCCUCUGGAUUAAAAUCUAAACUCUGUCAGUAACACCAUGGGUACAGUCUACGCAGGUCCUCUCAAAUCACUCCAGGCCUGUUUGCUGCUUUGAUUUGCUUAGGAUUUUAAAAGAAUUUCCUGGACAGACAAAUGUGAUUACCAUCACAUUACUGAAAAUAAAAUUGAAUUUGUCUGGGAAUGGAUCAGAGUCAGACCAAAACAUGACACUGAUUAAUGCCACCACCAAAGAUUAUCCAACCAGCUACAAGUUGGCAAUGAUGAACUGAAUAAACAUGCAAAUGCAUUUAUUUUUAAGUGGUCCAAAAAAUGUUUAAUCAGAAGUUAGAGUACUUUGCCGUGUACCUACCUGUGUAAUUACUUACUACUUACUGUGAAAUUUCAAUGAUAAAUGCUUCAACAUAUUUUUGUAUUUUUGUACUGCCAUUUCAAACCAACCAUAAAGUUUAAUAUUUGUCA